AUGAAUGCAGCUAAUGCCCCUAUUCGAACUGCGGAACAGCGACACGAACUGUUGGACCUGCCAGCGUCCCUGGUGGCUCUCGAAGAACAAAUUCAAGCAGUUGCUGACGAACUUGGCAACGCAGAACUACUUGUAGCGCGACGAGGGACCGAUGUUAGACUUAAGGCCAAUUUCACUGUCCAGGUCGCCUUAGGUUCCUUGUACGAGGCUGCAGUUGAUGUGAUUCAGCAAAAGGCUGACGCGGCAUUGAAAACUGGUGCUACGCAGCAGCCACGUAACGAACAACUGCGAAAGAAGAAGAGAGAACAACUUAAAAAUAAACUAGAUACUUAUUUGAGGCAUGCUGGUAGAUACAAUACACGUUACCGUCCAGCACAGCGACUAGCUGAACCAACUUUGGACGAAGUAAUAGCGAUGGAUCUCCUAGAUCCUUUUUGGGACGAGGUAGCUCUUAAUCAUCUUGAUGAGCCUUGGGCUUCUUGCCAGAGUACAAAGGAUGGAAUAAUAGCCCUUCGUAAUCAUAUGGCCUCCGAAGAAGAGCUCCGACGUUUGGGCCGCGAAGUCCGGCAGCUCAUGGGAUGGGCGCUUGACUAUCAAGUGCGUGUGGAUAGGUCAAAGCCCAAUGAAGCUAUAGGUAGGCAGCACCUAUCACUCGAGCUCCGUCAACCUCUAAGCUCUAAUGAAAUCGGUGUUUUCUUUAUUUUCGAUGCAGGAGGGGUGCGAAUGGCCGAGUGGAAGUCCGUCCACUCUGGCAUUGCUAAAAGGACGUAUCGUUUAUGGAGCUUUUGGGAUCUAGGUUUGCAAGAGGUUGUACAAUCAACAGGGGAUUACGUCGAAGGUACUCCAGAAGAUGAUAAUCUAUUGCUCCUUGGGUGGCAGCAAAUGCGCGCUCGAACUUUAGGAACAGCAAUUUGUUGGAGUAAAUUGAGUCUGUCAAGAACUUGUCGUGAUGUAUAUUCACAAAGUACUUUCUCUCGAAGUCGAAGGUUAUAUGUAUUCAAGAUAUUCAUGAUGUGCUUUAACUCGGAGUUAACUGAGUAUGUCUCGAAAGCUUAUUGA
This is a messenger RNA of Melampsora larici-populina 98AG31, 1059 nucleotides long. RefSeq lists its product as uncharacterized. The record is from RefSeq and is a predicted model, not a curated record. The transcript is spliced from 3 exons. NCBI's taxonomy places the organism in Eukaryota, Fungi, Basidiomycota, Pucciniomycetes, Pucciniales, Melampsoraceae. Bases 1 to 1059 code for a protein of 352 amino acids.